AUGGAUUCCGUCUCCGGCUACGCCGGUCCACGUCAGCCUCGAACCGGAGGCAAGAUUGUUCGUCCACGCCGGACCUCCGUCGUGAAAACGCCGUACGACCGCCCCGUUCCAAGAUCUCAGGAUCCUCCUCAGCAAAACCCUAGUUGGAUCUCCAGGCUCGUUUACAAACCUGCCACCGCCAUUGCCUCCGGCGCCGGGAAAUUCAUUUCUUCCGUUGUCUUCUCUGAGUCUUCCUCAUCUUCCUCGGAGGGUGAGGAUUCGUCUUCAGAUAUUGAAGGUGAUGAGGAUGUUGAGAAGAACAUUACCGAUUUUCCCGAAGAUGAAAUAGACCUUGUGAAGGCUCAUCAAUCAAACAUCCAAAGACUCGGUUCUAAGCGUGUAAUUGAGCAGCUUCUCAUGCAAGAAACAUUUGCAAGGGAAGAGGGCGAUAGAUUAAUAGAUAUCAUCAAGGCGAGGGUUGUGGAUCAUCCCAGUGUCUUUGCUUCUAAUUUGGGUAGGCAUAGUGACAAUGGCAUCACCAGUGAGGUGGAUGUGGGUGAAAUGUCCAAUAAAGCUGUCAUGGAAGCAAAAAGAUGGUUAGAGGAGAAGAGAUCAGCAUCACGCUCAAAGUCUAAAGCAACUGAAGAAGGUGCUGGAUCGCCUGUGGACGUGGCGAGGUCAUAUAUGCGAUCUCGUCUACCAUGGGGAUCUCCGGAUGUGAACAAUUCAGACUUUCGGUCACCAUUGCCAGCAGGGAUGCAGUUUCUUAAUGAAGGGACACCGUUUCCUUAUAGUUCUGGAAACUUAUCCUCUUCCAAGCUGAAAAGGAGAUCCCGUUCUAAUCCGUCAUGGAAUAUUCAAGAUGAAAUUCGUAAAGUGAGAGCUAAAGCAACAGAGGAAAUGCUUAAAACUGCAUCUCCCAGUAGUGUAGCAUCGUUGAAACCUAAACAUAUCCCCUAUGUUUUAGAUGCAUCGUUGAAUGUUGAUGAAGGUGUCCAAGCUUUACGAAAUGAACAAAGCGGGGUUCUGCCAGAGUCAACCAUACCGACCUCUGAACAAAACCAGUCUACGGAAGCUAAUCAAGACGUUGAAGAAACAGGAGUUCUACACACUAGAUCUCGUGGAGUUGUUUUGGACAAGACAUUUAUCUCCACAGAAGGGGUCAAGAAGACAUCUGAAGACACAACCGCUCCUCAAAGUGGAACCGGUGUAAAUGACGACUUCGUCCAACCUAGCUCGACUACUGGAGAGACCAGAAAUGCUGUCUUGGCUCUUGGAGCAACUUUGGAUUCAACUGGGAACCUUUGUAUUCCUAAAGAUGUGUUUGAAACAUCAAAAGAAGCUGAUGAAUCAGGCACAGUACAUUCUACUGCUAACGGUUUCCCGACUUCAUCACCUAGUUCACCAAUGGCUAUGGAAGGUCAACCAAAACCCAGACCACCAGAUGAAACAGUGGCUACUCAGCUUGUAACUGAAACUCCUGAUGCUGAUAUCACAGUAGGUGAUAAUAACUCAGAUGGGAUGAUUGAGAACGAAAACGAUAACAGCGACGCCAGCGCCUCACAUAGCACGCACGAAGAAGAGUGGCUCCCAGGAGACCAGUCUCUACCUAACUCAAACUCAGCAAGUAGCAGUCCGGGUACCACCAAGGUCUUGGCAUACACGAGAAGAGGAAGGAGUCGAGGUAGGGGAAGAGGACGAGGAGUUCGAGGCAAAGGACGGGGCAAAUAA
Molecule: messenger RNA, 1710 nt
Organism: Eruca vesicaria subsp. sativa (arugula)
Lineage: Eukaryota; Viridiplantae; Streptophyta; Magnoliopsida; Brassicales; Brassicaceae
Source: the annotation of a GenBank genome assembly